Solea senegalensis (Senegalese sole) is the source of this 2572-nucleotide messenger RNA. It is a transcript of the gene mef2d, whose product is annotated as myocyte enhancer factor 2d. The record is from RefSeq and is a predicted model, not a curated record. The transcript is spliced from 12 exons. Bases 566 to 2269 code for a protein of 567 amino acids. Gene Ontology annotation, molecular function: RNA polymerase II cis-regulatory region sequence-specific DNA binding; histone deacetylase binding; protein dimerization activity. Gene Ontology annotation, biological process: positive regulation of transcription by RNA polymerase II; cell differentiation. Lineage: Eukaryota; Metazoa; Chordata; Actinopteri; Pleuronectiformes; Soleidae.
CGCGCCGCUGUCAGUCACGGAGCGGGUGCCACUCAGGAUAGAUUAGGCACCAUUUGCUACAACUAAAUAGUUACAUUGUAUAUCAAGUAGGAAGAUUCUUUUUUUUUUCAAAUUGGCGCCUCACCGCUCUCCGCGGAGAGUAGUUGAUGAAACCUGUGAGCGCAACAAAGUGACAACGCGUUUUUGUGUUGGUUCCGCGUCGUCUCAGGAAACAGAUGUGGAUUCGCCGCUCGGGAGCUGCCCAGCUUAGGUGAAGGGGAGGGCAGAGCAUCCCAGUUCAGCCUGAGUGUGGACGACCUGGCUCCCAGAAACAGGACCAUGAUCUGAAGAGGGCGCCACACACACUGAAACCCAUUCUUCCUCUUCUCCUCCUCCUCCCUCUUUUUUUAUUUUAUUUUAUUUUAUGUUAUUUUAUUUCUUAAACAAACAAACCAAAAACUACACGGUGACAUCCUUCCUGCUGGGCCGCUCCAGCAAAGUCUACCCGAGAGACUUCAUCAACUACAUUUGACCUCUGACCCCCGCCACUCGCCGCCGCUGCUCCUCCCACCACCACACCGGCAUCAUGGGGAGGAAAAAGAUUCAGAUUCAGAGGAUCACGGAUGAACGCAACAAACAGGUCACGUUCACCAAGCGAAAGUUUGGCCUGAUGAAGAAGGCGUACGAGCUGAGCGUCCUGUGCGACUGCGAGAUUGCCCUCAUCAUCUUCAACCACACCAACAAGCUGUUCCAGUACGCCAGCACCGACAUGGACAAGGUCCUGCUCAAGUACACCGAGUACAACGAGCCGCACGAGAGCCGGACCAACGCCGACAUCAUCGAGGCUCUGAACAAGAAAGAGCACCGGGACUCUGAGAGCCCAGACCCCGAGGAGCCCUUCUCCCUCACCCCCCGCACUGAGGAGAAAUACAAAAAAAUUGACGAGGAGUUUGAUAAAAUGAUGCAGAACUAUAGGCUGUCAUCUACAGUCCCACAGCCGACCUUCUCCAUGCCAGUGACCGUGCCGGUGUCCAAUCAGAACGCAGCAGCAGCCCUCCAGUUCAGUAAUAACCCCGGCGGCGCCUUGGUCACCACCACGUCCUUCGUCACCUCCACCCUCACAGACCCUCGCCUCCUGUCACCACAGCAACCAGCUCUGCAGAGGAACCCUGUGUCGCCAGGGUUACCACAGCGACCUGCCAGCGCAGGUGCUCUGUUAGGAGAUCUGGGGAAUUCAAAUGGAGCGUGCCCAAGUCCAGUCCCUAAUGGCUACAUCAGUGCCAGAGCCUCCCCAGGCCUCCUCUCUGUAUCCAACGGCAACAGCCUGGGCAAAGUUGUCCCGGCGAAGUCUCCACCGCCGUCCAACCCACAGAUGGUUAACAGCCGCAAGCCGGACCUGAGGGUCAUCACCUCGCAGAGCAGCAAGAGCCUCAUGCAGCCGACAGAGGACGAGCUGGAGUUGGUGAGUGAGAAUGCUCAGCGGCUAGGGUUGUCCCAGGUGGCCCAGCCACUCACCACGCCAGUGGUCUCCGUGGCAACGCCCAGCCUCCUUGCGCCCUUCUCCGGCAUGCAGACGGCCUACAACACCGAGUACCAUCUGAUGAGUGCAGAUCUCACGGCGCUCCAGACGUUCACACCGCCGGGGCUGGUGCCUGGCAACAUGGCUGCCUGGCAACAGCAACAGCAACCGGCAGUCUCCCAGCAGCAGCAGCAGCAGCAGCAGCAUCAGCAGCAGCAGCAGCUGAACCUGGCGUCUCUCAGUAACUUGGUCAUGUGGGGUGCAGAGAAGCAGAAUGCAGACAUGGUUAACUGCAUCUCCAAUUUUGCUGCUAACCUGAGGCCGGUGGGGAACAUACCUCAGGGUGCUCUCACAGUCAACACCAACAACAUCAACAUCAAGUCCGAACCUGUUUCACCCAACCGCGACCGCAGCACUCCCAGCUCCACCUGCGGUAUCGGGGGAGUAGGAGGUGGAGGUGGUGGAGGAGGAGGAGGAGGAGGAGGGCAGGGUCAAGGUCUGGUGUCCAUCGCGUAUCCCGGCACCCUGCGCCUGGAGCCCGGAGGCCAAGGUCGCUCGCCCGUCGACAGCCUCAGUAGCAACGGCAGCUCGUAUGACGGCAGCGACCGGGACGACGGCACCCUGGGACGAGCCGGGGCCGCGGACUUCCACCAGGCCGGCGCCGGGGCCCAGCAGCCCACCAUGGUCCUCCUGCGACCCUCGUCGGCCGAGCCGCAGGAGCAGGACGGGACCAACGUCAAGAGAAUGAGACUGGACACCUGGGUGACAUAAAGGGACGCCGGCAGAGGGACGGAUGGAUGGAUGGACAGAUGGAGGACGUGUACUUACUUGUGGCUUGUGUACAUGCCCUUACCAGCCCCAGUGACCCUCGGUCUCACUUCCUGCACACACACGCGCACACACACACUGUCCACACAGUAAAUGCUGAGCUCACACACACACACACGCACACUUAUGUGUGGACAUGCAUGUGUAUGACAUACAUGUUUGAAUAAAUACACUUCAACUCCCCACACACACACACACACACACACACACUAACGGAAAAACCAAGGACAGUUUGUCACAUGAUCA